AUGCUUUUGGAGUUGAUGCAGUGCAUGACGAUGAUCUUUCAGUGCCAUGUUUUCCGAAUGAUCCUGCUGAACCUCAUGUUGAUGCUCCUGAACACCACAGUUGCGACCAUGAUGCAGAUUCUUUUCAGUAUUUUGGUGGCCCUGGUUUUGAUCAUGCCCUGGAUUACCCUCAAUUUCCAUCGUGUCCGUCAGGUGAGCAAGAUCUCCUUCCUGGUGCGCAAGGAUCAGGCUCAUGACAUGGAAAAGGCGGCUGGCAGGGCACCUGGUUUUGAUGAUUGUGCCUCAGUCAAGAGUUCGUUGGCCGUACCCAGUCUUAUGAGCGAGCUCCAUGACUUUCAGGGUGAAGAGGUCCCUGGUUGUGCUGGCACCGUGUUGCAACCCCCUGCAAGGGGCCCUGAGCUUGAUGGAGAUGCUGCCCUAGUUGAGGGGAUGGAGCUGGGUUAUCCGGAUGAUGCGACCACCCUACAACAGGGUCGAUGGCAGAUGGUGGCCAAGGUUGGAAAAUUGAUGUCGAGCCAAGAAUUUGUAAAGACUGCAGUGCUGGCAGGGCACCCCAUCAGCAGGGAGACCAAGCUUCCCGUCGCUCUUGACGCGGCAGUUGACUUCCUCAAUAACAAUCCGAUGCAUGUGGUUGCCAGGCAUAGGCUCACUGAGUUGGAGCGUUGGUUGGAUCGUGCGAAAGCGCUUGUUGAAGAUGAAGACGCCCUGCACAAAUCGCUUGACCCGGCCAUGACUGCGCCUGCGUCCGACCUGGUCGCUGAGCUCUUAAUGUUGGAAGAUAGGCCACUUGACAGCUUCUUACACUUGCAAGACAGCUCGAAGCUCAAACUUUCGCCGCACCGUCCAAUACCCUGGGUCUCUAUGCAGCAGCCUGAUAUCGUGAACUUCAGUGUGUUUAUCUCGGUGGCCUUGCUGUACUUAGACAUGCCACAGCCAGAGCCCAGAGUGCGUGCCUUCGAAACAGUCAUAGGUGCGCUGAAGCCACUCCUUGAGGCUUGCGGGAGACCGCCCUUUUUGAAGGCGGCAUUCGAAGUUUGGGCAAGCAUGUCCAACUCCCUGGUGGUGCUCGAAAAGCUCCACUUCCCAGACCUCCCACCAGAGACACCAACGUCGUUGGUCCUCCCACCGCGGCCCCAGCCACUGGGGGCCCUGCUGGACCAACGCUUCAGGGAGCACCAUGGAAAAUUUGGCCCCGCUUUAGCGGCACUCAGUGAAUUUUUGGACUGGUUCCGUCUUCACUACGACACGGACUUGCACAGCGAUACAUACAGUAUGCUGCAGGACACCAUGCUCCUGCUCCAGUCUUGUCAGACGCUCAUCGAGCUUGCCAGAGACGAACCUGUUCCAGCACCGGUGCCUUCUGCUUUGGCUGCUGGCCCUGCCCGUGGUGAAGCUGCAGCUCCACCUCCUGACCCGAACCAGCCUUGCAUGGUUCUUUUGCCGAACGAAUACUGA
Messenger RNA from Cladocopium goreaui, 1455 nucleotides. The record is from the annotation of a GenBank genome assembly. NCBI's taxonomy places the organism in Eukaryota, Dinophyceae, Suessiales, Symbiodiniaceae.